Messenger RNA from Austrofundulus limnaeus, 1672 nucleotides. Its product is annotated as zona pellucida-like domain-containing protein 1. The record is from RefSeq and is a predicted model, not a curated record. Lineage: Eukaryota; Metazoa; Chordata; Actinopteri; Cyprinodontiformes; Rivulidae.
AUGUGUCAGGUGGAUAUUCUGUGGAAAAGUCAUGAAACUCAAAAUGCCAUUGUUGUUCUUCUUUCGSCUGCUCRCUUCUGCAGKGACCUCUGCACUGCUCUGCAUGUUGGGCUGGAGACUCACGCUCAGUCUGAUGUGCUGCAGGUGUCCACAGCUCACGGACCCAAUGCUUAUGGGAACCGGUCUCUGGUGCAGAUUGGAAGCAUAUCAGGCUACAUCGACACACCUGAUCCCCCGACCAUCAUCAGCUACCUGCCAGGUCUCCUGUACAGGUUCAGCUGCAGUUAUCCUCUGGAAUAUUUGGUCAACAACACACAGCUGGCCUCGACUCAUCGUACGUCCAGCACCUGUCCAUCCCCAUGGCAGGACUGACUCUGAAGACACGUGUGUUUGCAGCUGUUAGAGCCUCCAACCUGGACAGGAGAUGGAACGUUUUGAUGGACUACUGUUACACCACGCCUUCUGGAAARCCUAAUGAUGAUCUUCGCUAUGAUCUCUUCUUUAGUUGUGAAAAAGACCCCCAGACGACUGUCUUUGAGAACGGGAAGAGCCAAAUGGGUCGUUUUGCCUUUGAGGUGUUCCGAUUUGUGAAGCACAAGAACCAGAAGAUGUCCACCGUCUUUCUGCACUGUGUUACCAAGCUGUGUCGAGCAGAUGACUGUCCCAUGCUCCUGCCGAUCUGUGGCAGCAGAAAAAAGAGGGAGAUCUCAGAAGGAAAGGACUCAGGCACAUCGUCUGGAAAUGCUGUUCUGACUGCUGGGCCGAUCAUCACUCGGAGUGAAGAAACACCAACCAACACUUCUCAACUUGCCAAUCUGAAAACCCCCGAGUUUCAGAUGAACACAGUGACAACCGUGCUCAUCACAAGUGUGAUCAUUUUGGGUGUCACCAGCAUUUGCUUCUUCAUCUUCUCCCUCACACUCCUCAAAGGAAAGAGUUUUCCUGUCACCAGUGUGUCUGGAGUCCACAACCCAGCCUUCAACUGAGCACACGAACGCACCUCUCAGAAGACUCAGACUCAUCUCGCAAAGCUGAGCUGGAYUAUAAGAAGACACAAGACCUGUGCAUCUAGUCGUUGUACUGGAAACCAGAUGAAAUAGAAACCCCUUCCCAUGGCUGAACAGUGUUAGUGUAGAGAUACAGCUGGAAUGUGAUGUCCUACCUUAUAAUACAACAACAAAUUACAUAGUAAAGAAAGAAAUUUUCAAGUGAGAACAAUGUACAUCAUAUGUAAUACCUCACAUGUACAUACAAAAAGAUUGUUGAUAAAGUGGAAUAAAUAAAUGGAAAGAUGGAAUGAAGAAUCUAUAGCAGGAUUGAAGGAAUAMUCAUGUUUGAAAUGAUGUUCCAAUCUGAUUCAAUCCAGCUUUAUUUGUAAAGCACUUUAAAACACCACAGCAGGCCAAUGAGCUGUACAGUCAACAAUAAAACAUGACAAAACAGCUCGUUCUCACUCCCAUCUCGUCACUUAUUGAUGCGUCUUGUUUUGUGUCGAGUAUGCCCCUCACGUCAGUWAUAGAUGAGAUGAGAACAUGAAAGAUAAGCCCAUUGUCAUAUUUUUGAAAGGUGUAGAAAACACAUAACAACUAACUGUUAUCUUAACCCUAAACUUCAUCAUUAUUAGCCCUACACUGCAAAAAACGUCAAUCUUACCAAGUUUUAAAAUCUUAUA